Messenger RNA from Haliotis rubra (blacklip abalone), 2603 nucleotides. RefSeq names its product toll-like receptor 4. The transcript has a single exon. Gene Ontology annotation, biological process: inflammatory response; toll-like receptor signaling pathway; immune response. Lineage: Eukaryota; Metazoa; Mollusca; Gastropoda; Lepetellida; Haliotidae. Gene Ontology annotation, molecular function: transmembrane signaling receptor activity; protein binding. The coding region runs from base 78 to 2603 and encodes 841 amino acids. The record is from RefSeq and is a predicted model, not a curated record. Gene Ontology annotation, cellular component: membrane.
AUAUCCACGCAAAUUGUUCAAACAAACAUUUACAAAAAAUACCAUCCUCUCUUCCUUCAAAUGUCACACAUUUGAUAAUGACGAAUAACCUCUUGAAUAAACUCGCUGAUGACUUACACCGAUUCUCCCAUUUAAAACAUCUGGAUUUGUCGAAGAAUAAAAUUAGCAGUUUGAACGAUAGCUUCAAAGGUGUUGUAACAUUGCUCAGUCUAAAUCUCCAUGGCAACCAACUCACUCUGGAGAAGACCACAUACCCGAAAGGAACGUUUAAAGAUCUGGAGAAGCUUGAAAUCCUCGAUAUAAGUAGUAACGUAUUGGUCACGAAUUCAUCGUAUCCUGAUGACAGCCUUGGAGAUCUUGUCUCUCUGCAGACGUUGGUGGUUGAUGGAUUCGAGAACUGCACCUUUGGACAAGGCUUUGCCAGAUUAAAGAACCUUACAACACUGAACAUAUCAGGCCGAAAGGGAUAUUGUUCCAUCAAUCGUUUGUUAAAUCAGUCAUUUGUCCAUACACCUCACCUUAGAAAAUUAGAUAUAAGUAAAUGUAAAAUAUCAGAUAUUGAUGUUGGUUCGUUACUUCCUUUGAGAAACAUUGACACAUUAGACAUGUCAGAAAAUGAUAAUUUAGGGUUUAAGACAUUUGGUGAUUCUAUGUUUGGCCUUGUGAACUCGACGUUAAGAGUACUUAGGCUGAAUAAAAUCACAAGCAGUUAUGCCAUUGGUGUUCAGAUACGGAGGACACAUGUCCGUUUCUUCGCCGAAAUACAUGUAAAGGAGAUUUAUCUUGACUGCAACAGAAUUGAGAACAUAGAAGACACUGUUUUUAAUGUUUUACCUUCAGUUGAAGUCGUCUCCUUGAAGAAUAACCAUCUCCGGCUUGGAGCUUACUCAUUUGCUACAGAUCACUUGGUCAGCCUUCGUAAACUCUAUAUCAAUAACCCUUUUACAUUCUACGGACCUUUACCGGGAAUUAUAGUAACCCCUGGUUCAUGCGUUGACAGAGAGCAUGAUCAGAAUAAGGUAUUCAGUUUGUAUCCGGAGACAAAUAAUGAGGUGAGCACUGUUCAAAGAAGCCAAAGAAGAUCUUCAGUGGAUGGAACAGAUGAAACAGUUAAACGCAAGAAUACGUUUCAAAGAGACUACAAUGGUGAUGUCAAUGAGGUGGAACUGUCACAAUCAAAAAGCAAACAAUUAUCUUCAGAUCCAAAUGGAAUCAGGAGGAAACAAAUGAAGGACGAGAUUCAUUAUUCAGUCACUCUUAAAAUACCCAUUGCUCCAAACGUGAUAUUUGUUAAUGCCAGUCAGAGGAAUAUCCAAGGAGAAAUUUGGAACUUUUCAUUUUGGCCAAAUAAAUUGCAAACUCUUGAUUUAUCAUCCAACAUUUUAACAAAAUGGGUAGGCCCAGUUUAUCAGACUGAAAACCUUAACUUUCUGGAUCUAUCAAACAACUUUUGCAAAUUCAUUGCCCCAACGUUUCUGGAGCAUGCAAGUGGUCUACAAAUACUGAAUAUCAGCAAGAAUUACCUCGCUGAAUCCCUUGAAAAUGACACAAAAGGGGAGAUAUUUAUGAAUCAAAGAAAUGUAGAAACAUUCAGAAUUUCUACAAAUAUGAUUCGUGAUUUGCCCUCUUCGAUUUUUGCAAGCAUGGGUAAACUGAAAGUCCUUGAUUUGAGCUGGAAUAUGAUGAGUUCUUGGGUUGUUGACAUACAUCAAAUGAAACAUUUGUGGAUGUUAGACUUGUCCUACAACAGAUUUGAAGCUGUUCCAAUACGUCUUCGGAAUCAGAUUGAUGUAAUUAUGAUGGAAAGGAAAGACAAAUUUCACAUCAGAAUGAGGGGCACCAACCUUAAGUGUACAUGCAAUACUUUAGAUGACUUGUGGUGGAUGUUGAAACCAUAUAUAGCCAUAGAUGACGCAUCUGAUACCACAUGCAGCCUAUCAGAUGGAACCGAGACGUCUUUGGGCAAUCUGAACAACCUUGUACUUGAUCUUCAAGAGAAAUGCAAGACUGUCAUUCCAGUGAUAAGUGGAGCAGCCACGGGACUCAUUUUGUUUCUGUCAGUGGUAGUAGGUGGCGUCAUAUAUCGCUACCGAUGGAAGCUGAGAUAUUUGUACUACACAACCAGAAGAAAGUACAGAGGUUACCAGAAACAGAUAGGUGAAGAAGAACACUUCAUAUACGACGCCUUUGUCUCAUAUGCAGAAGAGGACAGGGAGUUUGUUGUGCAGGACAUGCAGAGUAUCUUGGAGAAGAGAUUUGGCUUAAGACUCUGUAUACACCAGAGGGACUUCAUGGUUGGUGAGCCAAUCACUGCCAACGUAGUAAACGCAAUACAGUCGAGCAGGAAGACUAUCAUCCUUUUAACUCCGAGCUUCCUCGAGAGUUCCUGGUGUGAAUAUGAGGUCCACAUGGCCAAAUUUGAGAGCAUCCACUCAGGGAGAGACAUCUUUUGUGUAGUAUGGCUCAUUGAUGUACCUGAUACCAGAAGGAUCAGCAGAGACGUCUUAGAUGAAAUUGAACAUGGUACCUACAUCAAAUACCCAGCAGAAGAUGUGGACAGAGAAGAGUUCUGGCAGAAGAUCAAGGCAGCCAUAACAUUCUGA